Messenger RNA from Penicillium salamii, 1563 nucleotides. The record is from the annotation of a GenBank genome assembly. Lineage: Eukaryota; Fungi; Ascomycota; Eurotiomycetes; Eurotiales; Aspergillaceae.
AUGGCUGAAGUCGCCGGGCUGGGCCUUGCAGUAUUUAGCGCCCUGGACACAUGCCUAAAGUAUGGACCAGUGAUUAUAAAGAAGUAUAAGGACUUCAAAGAAGCACAAAAUGAGAUCAAAGAACGAGUUACGUUUAUCGAAGCUACCUGGAUCAAGAUUUCCCAACAGUUAGGCCUUCUCAAACGCGUGUGGGAUAGCCUGGAUGAGGACUAUCGAGAUUUGCAAGAGCGAAUCAUUCGGAUUUUGCAGACGAAACUCGAAGCUGCCGUUUCACAGAUAAGCAAACUCGACAAGCGUGCUUUUAGCAUCCGCAGUGGACAAGAUAGACGAAAGGCAGCUAGAUAUUCCUUGGACCUUAAGGCAUCCCUUGAUAAUGCCAUCCAGGAUCUCCAAACUUGGGAGACAAAAUUCGAUCCCACCUGGUAUUUGAUUCUGCGUGGGACUGAUCCGACUAUCGACAACAACUUGGCCAAAUGCUCAGCCACCAAUACACUAUCACUUGCUCGGCAUAUUCGAGAUUCACUGCGAGAAAACCCACAACGCAAAGCCUCAAUAUUUCUCCCAGAAGACAAGCUCCUCUCUGCUCGGCGUUCGAAAAUCCCAUUGUCAACUUUCGAGAUUUGUGAGACCACAGACUCGAGCACAUUUAUCCUGGAUUCCGUGGAGUGCGACCCAUUGAAAGAUGCCUCUACAUUCGCCAAAGACGUUCGAGCGCUCGCGCAAAAGCUCCAAAGCAUCGAUCCAUUUCAAUUCAACCUCCUCGAUUGCAAGGGCGUGGUUCGCAUCAAAGAUCCGAUAAUCCAAAAAUCUGUUUCUUUCAACUUCAUUUUUCGAAUGCCAAAAAACCAUCAGAGACCCCGAAGCCUCCGGAGUCACCUCUAUGAACGAAACUAUUCUCUAAGCCAAAGAGUGAAUCUUGCGAAACAACUUGCCACCUCAGUGAAUUAUCUCCAUGUCUUCGACUUUGUCCACAAGGGCAUCCGACCCGAGACCGUCCUGAUAUUACAGGGCGAUGAAUCUCACUUCCUAAGCCUGUUCCUCUUAGGAUUCAAGACAUUCCGCACAGCUGAAGGCAAAACCAUGAGACUGGGAAAUUCUGAAUGGGCAGAAAAUGUCUACCAACACCCCGAGCGACAAGGAACGAGCCCCAUCGCAGAUUACAUCAUGCAGCAUGAUAUAUACAGUCUUGGUGUCUGUCUCCUCGAGAUUGGAUUGUGGGAAUCCCUCGUUACCCGUGAAGGCCACAUCAACCUUCCCUCUACCAACGAAGACAUUGACCCCUCAACUUUGGCCAGAGAUGGGCUGCUCAAGGAGCGAUUUACCGGAAUGGCCAAGGAGAUUCUGCCACACAAGAUGGGUGAGAAAUAUGCUCAGGUUGUUGUGAACUGCUUGACUUGUAUGGAUGAGACCAAUGAAGACUUUGGGGAUAUAAGUCAAUUUGAGGAUGAGGAUGGGAUUUUCAUUGGCGUCAAGUAUAUUGAGAAGGUAUGCAAUCAUUCUAAAGUUCCGAAAUAUUCAGGGCAGCGACUGACUCAUUUUGUGGCAGAUCCUUUUUCAACUUAA